AUGGCAACGACGAACACUUCAACAACAACUUCAAUGCCAAGUACAACAACAACUUCAAUGCCAACUACAACAACAACUUCAAUGUCAACUAUAACGACAACUGCAAGAACUACUCAGCAACUAGGUAAGCAUUAUAUUAACACUUCUUGAUCUUGACUAUCGCUAAUUUCUAAUGAAGUAUAUAUAGUUCUUUUAUAUGCAAUAUUACUCUGCAGCUAGUUAAAGGUAGUAUUGAUAAGAUCAGCAAUCUUAUAUUAUGAGUGAUUAAAUCUUUAUCAUAAGGAAAAAAAAAUCAAUUAAUAGUAAUCCCCAUGUUGAUUAUUUUUCGUCACUAUUGAAUUUUACUUCGUUUUAUUGAUAUCUACAAAACGAAAUCCAUCCUUUCUUCUUCGUUUGGUACUACGAUAUAUGUUGCCUUUCAAAACAAAGAUGCUUUAUUUCAAUUUCAUAAAACAUUUAACUUUAGAUAUUAUAAAAAUGCACUAUAUUCUAAAGGUGUUCUCCCUUUCGUCCCUAUCUGAAUUCAGACAAUCUUAAAGUCUGGUGUCUCAAUUCUACUACAAACUUUUUUUGAAGCAUUUUAUUCAUAGUUUUAGCUAAUCAAGAUUGCAAAGAGCUACUUUUUAAUUUUCGAUAAAGAGUAAAUAUUACACUGUCGAAUGAUAUAAGAUUAGUGGAAAACUAAUUAGUUGAUCAUUUAGAAGGACCGCUAGAGUAGACCUAGAGAAAAUUUUGAUUCUUAUAUGCGCUUCAUAUAUAUCACUUACUAUAUAUAAAUCAACUAAAGGUACUUGACGUAUGCAGAAACAUAUUGACUCGUGUCCUAGAGGAUCUUUAGUAAUGACUCACUAAAAAUACAUAAGAUAUUGAAAUAAUUUAAAAACAGCGUUCUAACGAUUUCUUUAACACGUUAAAUUGAGUAUUUUUAUUUGUUUUCAGCGCAAAUUUCACGACUGUUACCGUGUUGCAAGGCUAAAACACAUAUUAACGCCGAAAUAUUCGUUAAGAAAACAUAGUUUUAUUCGUAUUUUCUCGUUCUUUUUAAAGCAAUUGAACGCGUUUAGAUGAAGAAUCUUUAUUCCAAUUACUUGUAUUCAUAUGAACACAUCUGACAUGAAAAUUAUUAUUUAUAGACUACUCUGGGUUUUUUUUACCAGAAUGACACGUCAAUUUUUGAACAAUCAUUAAAAAACGAAUAGGAUAUUCUUAAAGACGUGCGACUACUUUUUUCUCUUCAUAUAUGUGCGAGUUGAUACCUCCCCUAGUGAAUGUACUGAGUCAAGGGUACCCGAAAAAGUACCCUGCUACUAGUAUGUCCGAGGGUGUGUUGGGUACUAAAGUACCUUAUCGGGUACCCUGCUACAAAAUGUUCAGUAAAUUGGUACUUGAAGGUACUGAUCAAAUACUCAACUGGGUACUGUUGCACAGUAUUUUUAGGUGCCCUGUUGCCAAAAUUGCAGUAUGUUGAUGAUCGAACCUAACCUUUGACUUCUUUCAUUUUUGUUCCUCUCAAAGCAAUUUAUGACAUUUUUUCGAUUUUAUUUAAUUUAAUUUUUCCAAUUCUGAAAGUUCAAGCACGUCAAAUUUCAGAAUCUGACUGGACCUGAGUUGAUUAGAUCUCCACCAGACCACUUCAGGUUAGUCCUCUCUCAAUUUACGAUCGAGGUCGACAUGUUCUUGACUAGUAAAUAGUCACGAAAUAAUCUAGAAAAAAUUAGUAUGAAAAAAUAUUAAUUUCUUAUGUUUUGUCGAGUUGUUUAUAUGAAGCCGUGUGUGCAAAAAAACGGUGAAUGAACAGUUGCUACACAGAACACGAUAAAUCUAGGAUACCCUGUAGAACGUUCCUCAGUAAAAUUACAGGUGCGGGUACCUAUACAAGUACUUGUUUAGUAAACAUACUGCAAUAGAUACUCAAUGCAGUACCUACAUCAGUAUAAUUACUGAAACUUUUCGAAGUACCUAUAUCGGACACCAUGCUGAGGCUUUCUCAGUACAUGGAUACUCUUAGCUCAGUACUUCCACUAGAGUCUUUGUCUUAUUUAUUUGUUUACUUUGUUUAUUUAUUAUUUUUUCUCAAAAUUCAAAAUGUGAUUUUGAUCUAUUUGCGAUAUAGCAUAGUUAUCACUGUAUUUUUUUCUUUCAUAUUUCUAAUACUUGUUAUGAUCUUUUAUUCUUAUUAUGUUAAGAAUCUAUUGCCGAUUUAUUUGACGAUCAACUUUUCUUAGAACUAUCGAAAAUUAUUGCUGUUUUCAUAUCUGUAUGGAUAAGUAUUUUUAAAAAUAGAAAAUUAACUAAUGUUUGUUUUUUUUUUCAUCACCUUGCAAAUGAAUAAAGGAUGCUAACUGAAUAGAAUCGAUUGAAUCAUAUAAGAGUAUGUUUUUUCCCUCGUUUGUUAAUGUUAAGACAUCUUUCUAUUUAUCAUGAUGAUCAUGAUAGGAGAAAUCUUUGUGUUUCUCUCUGCAUCCACUGAUUUUGCUCAGAAGUAGACAAAUAAAUAAAUUAUGUAUCAAAGCUGAGACAGUCAUAUGAUUUGUUACUCUUUCUUCUUCCAAUCAAUGAAUACAUUGAAAUUCUAAACCCUUUUUUAUGAGUUUUGUUCGAUCUCAAGUGAUAGUGCGUGCUUUAAGUUGUGAUGAGUUCUUAUCUCUUUAGAAUAAUUUAGUGCAUCGACUAUUUAAAGUUUGUAAGAAGUUUAUUUUAACAACUGUAUCAUUUAUUUACAUGUUGAAAUGUGCAUGUUUUUCUUCAGUUCUAUUUUAUUUAUCUCCAUAUUAUUUCUAUUAAUAUUCUAAUUCGUUUUCGGUGAAUUGUUGAUUUCAUCAUCGUUUCUUUGUAUAAAUAAUGUCAUUUUUUCUCUUUCAUUCGUAGUAUGUGAUAACUAGUUUUUUCUUGAGCAAUUUAUUGUCCGUCAAGAAUUAAUAAAGAUGGUAGAUGUUUUAUCUUUCUAUUUAUUGUCUAGAGCAAAAUAGUUUUUUUUCUUUUUUUUCGUUUUUCUAUUCACAUCAACACAGAAGACAGAAGCGAAUAGCUAUAUUUCAUAUGUUUCGAAGCCAUUUUGACUUUGUUUUUGUAUUUGUCAACUCUUUCAAGUAGAACAGACACACAAAAAUGUAUGUUUAAAUAUCAUAUCUAAGUCAUCGUUCAAAAUUUGUUGUACUCAACUGAUAUUUAUACCAAGAAGGUAGAUGAUUAAUAAAAGUAUUAAACAGAAACUUUAUCCAGUUUAUUUUUCAUUAUAUUUUUAUCUUAAAUAUAUAAAACAAAAAAACGUCUAAACUUAUUUUAGCUUUAGAUUUCAUCAAGGGGGAAACAGCGGACUUCAAGACUUCAAGACUUCAAAAGACUUCAACAGACUUCAACCAUAGUGACUUCAUAUUUUCACAAGACUUCUAAAGACUUCAUAAGACUUCUAAAGACUUCAUAAGACUUCAUAGGACUGCAAGGGACUUCACAAGACUUCAUAAAUUUUCAUGGGACUUCAUAGGACUUCAAAAGACUUCGUGAGACUUCACAGACUUCGUGAGACUUCACGGACUUCAUGGAGCUUCACGGAUUUUGUGAGACUUCGUGAGACUUCACGGACUUCAUGGAACUUCACGGAUUUUGUGAGACUUCAUAGACUUUGUAGGACUUCUUGAGACUUUAUAAGACUUCGUAAGACUUCAUAAAACUUCACAAGACUUCGCCAGACUUCGCAAAACUUCAUAAGACUUCACAAGACUUCAUAAAACUUCACAAGACUUCGCUAGACUUCACAAGACUUCAAGAGGCAGAUUCCAUGCGUAUCAAAAAACCUUAUAGGAAUUACAUGAAACUUCUAUAACAUGCAAAAAACAAAACUUAUCAUAUAGAGAUUACAAAGGUGUUUCUUGUUUCUGAGAGUUGUCUCUCGCAGUAUAUCCAUAUCUAGAAUAAAGAUAUGGCAAUGACACAAAGCGUUGAUGAAAUUAAAACAGAGAAGAUAAACUUUACUGGUACGUGUUUAUUUGAUUCGAUUAAUCCAGCAUUGAAAAACUCCUAUUUUCAGGUGCAAAUAAAUGACAAGACUAAAUCUAUACACAAGCAAACGGCUUGUUGGUUAUUGACCGAUAAAGCUAGCCGUUUAUCGGCUGAUAGAUUAUCACGAGUGAUAGAAACAAACAAAAAGGAAUAAAAUUCUUCAUAAGACUGACAUGGAAUAGAUGGCAUAUUUCUUAUAAAAAUAAAUCACUUCAUUCAAAAAGCAUUCAGUUAUUAACUAUUAUGUUUUCUAAGAUCCGACAAACUUGAAUUUUUUUUCAGCACAUUGAAAAGAAAACAAUAAAAGGUUCACCUUUCUGCUAAGAUAUGACCGUCGAAAACAAGACAAUUUCAUUGGUUUCUUAUGAAUUUUCAUGCACUAAAUGUAUUUCAAAAUUUCCAGAAGAAUUCGUGAGACUUCAUUAGACUUCAAGAGACUUCAUGAGACUUCAUAAGUCUUCAUGAGGCUUUAUUAGACUUCACGAGACUUCAUAAGACUUUAUGAGACUUCAGAGACUUCAAGAGACUUUAUGAAAAUUCAUGAGACUUCAUAAGACUUCAAGAGACUUCAGAACACUCCGAAAGACUUUCAAAACUUCAUGAGACUUCAUGGCUGAAGUCUCUGCUGUUUCCCCCUUGGAUUUCAUAAGAACAUAAAAGGACAAAAAUGAAUCACACGAUCCUCUCAUCGUAAGAAAAAAUUGAGUAGAAAAUAAAAUCGAUAAAAAGAUUUUCGCAUGUUUUCUAAUAAUGUAUUUUCUUAAUAAUGUUGUCAGUUGAGAGUAUAGGGAAUUUUUGAUCAUAGUUCAGACGUUCCAAAUAUAUAGAUUUUGUAUGUCUGUUCAACUUUUAUGUAUUCGACACAAUAGAAAAAAAUAUUCAAAAUAGCAAAAAAUCUAUAGAACAAUCUUCAUAUAUGGAGCGUGCAAUAGUUCAAUGAACCUCGUAAACGUAGAAUAAUUUUUAGUGUAUAUCUUUACAUGUUAGUAAACGUUCCAUUUUUUUUUAAUUGAAUACAUCCGUAGAGAGAACAAUAACAUAUUCUAUCGAUCUGCAUGCGUUACCUGAAAUAUAAUUUAGAUGAAUUUUCAGUUAUAUCAAUCUUGUUAUCAUCUUGUAAAAACUGACUUAUUAUAGUUGAAUUUCAAAUUCGUUUGAAUUUUUAAAAUUUGAUGCGAGUUCUUACAGAUCAAUAUCAAACUAAUAAGUCAUUUGCUACAAAAAGGUAACAACAUUGAAUUCUUCUAAGGUGUGCGUGAGCGUAGUUGCCAAUGAAGAAUAGGAACACUCAUAUCCACCCACACUCAUAUUAGCUCAAAUAUUUAGCAUCAGCAUUCUGAUAAAAUGCAAAUAACACCUGCGCAUUUUUCCAGCUUUGGAUUCUGACACUAUUCUUUAUUUUUUAGCAAAGAUUCUUGUCUCGAAUUCAUAGAAACCUUUCUAACAUUUCCAGACGAUGCUUCGUAUCAAAUCUUAUCGAAACUCUGAUAAUAUCUUACCGUUAUUCUUUUGACCUUUCUGAGUGAGCCCCUGCUUUCCAAGUCACAAAAAGGAUAUCUUCAGCUCGUGCCUGUAGAAAGCUAACUAAGUCCUUUUCUUUUCCUAUAGAGAGCGCUGAUAAGAUUAACAUUAGUCUUCUGAGUAUUUCAAAAAGUAGAAGGCGUCGGAUUUCCAAGAUCUUCGUGAAGUCCUGUCAAAUUUACUCAGAUUUGCGUGCAUACAUACCUUCUUAUGAUUUUGCUAAGAUCCUAUCAACAUAUUGAAUACUUAAGAUUCCCCAAAAACAUAAGGAUUAGGCUUGACAUUUCUGGUCCAAGGAUUCGACAUCCUUCUAACAAGAUGUAGAUAGAACCUUUUAAGGAUUUUUUCAGUUUAGGAGUUUCACAUAGUUCAUUAUUUUAUUGCUUAAAUUCUUGUCUGAUGUUCAUAUAAAUUAUUAUUCUGCAAAAGAUUCUGGAUUGAAAAUUAUGAAUCAAAUUCCCAGACUCCUAUUUUUUCCAAUCGAAAGCUUGCAUCCCAUAAGCACUGCUCAUUCUCGGAAAGCUUCCUUACACCGAUCUCUCGUUACUGUUUUCAUCUACCGCGAGGAUUCUAUAUUUUAGGAUCUACACGAUGUUGGCAAGCUCUAGAAGCGACAUAGAUGUGAGAAUUGUUAUGAAAUUCUUUUUUUUCAUAGGAAACUAGGAAAAGAUUUCGAAAUUUUUAUCUGUGGAAGGAACAUUCUCGAAGACGAAUGUCGUAUUUGUAGCUCUUACUCUCAUGGGAGAGGAGGAUCUCUUCGACAAUCACGAUGACGUUUCUUUUUCUUUUCCGUUCCUUGUAGUGAUUCCCAAUAUUCCAGUCAAUGCCCGUUGGGCACUGAUCCAGAUCGACAUUUGUGUGCCAAGUAGAGAUUGCCAACUUCACUAUGUCCCGCUCCAAUUACACACACAACUCCAGUCCUAUUUUCUGAACUCCCACUCCUAUUGGAUAUUUCUUUAUAGGCUUUCGCAUGAAACCCAGAAAUGGGCAACUCAACUCCUAUUUUCCGAAAUUCCACUCGAACUCCACUCGAACUCCACUCGAACUCCACUCGAACUCC
Messenger RNA from Rotaria sordida, 6580 nucleotides. Lineage: Eukaryota; Metazoa; Rotifera; Eurotatoria; Philodinida; Philodinidae. The record is from the annotation of a GenBank genome assembly.